GGACCCCCGCAGCCAUGGCCUCGCCUCCCGGGCCGCCCUCCCCGCUGCUGGUGCGGGUGUCCGAGCCCGGCCUCAACUUACGUCGGAAGCUGCAGGGCUACUUCCAGAGCCGGCAGUCGGGCGGCGGGGAGUGCGAGAUCCAAAGCCUGGGCUCCGGCGCCUACCGGGUGGAGUUCCUGGAAAGGGCAGCUAAGCAGAGAGUGUUGGAACAAAAAGAGCACAAAAUUGUGGUUGAUGACAAACGUGUGACCAUUUCCCUGGAACCCACUGAAAAUCCAUUAGAGAAGAAUGGAAUGUCUCAAGUGCAAACACAAUCACAAGAAGGGGCAAGGUCUGGUGAGAAGCAUCCAAAUGAAGAACAGAGUCCUAAUUCUGUGGAUUCCUGUGUCCAAAAGAUCUUCCUUACUGUCACAGCUGACCUGAACUGUAACCUGUUCUCUAAAGAGCAGAGGGAACACAUAACCACUCUCUUCCCCAAUGUCAAAAGAAAGGAGGGCCACGAUGGAAUUGAGACGGUGCGUGGUGACUUCAGAGAUAUUGAAAAAAUACAUGACUUCUUGAGCGAGCAACUCCUAAAAAGUGAGCAGAAACAGGAAUCAGCCCCUUUGGCAACAGAGAGGGAGCCACUCCAUCAGCAGGACCAGGGGGACAGCUGUGUUUCUCCCACUGAACCAAGAGCGAAGUCAGAAGGAAAAAGCAGUUGUUUCAAAGUUCCCUUGCAUUUAUUUAAAUACUUCACAGAUACCUCCUCUGAAAAAAUAAACUCGCUAAAGAAAAAAUAUGGUAUAGAAAUAAAAAUCCAAGAGAGUUCUCCGAAUGAGGUCUCAUUAAACUUCAUCUCAAGUCCAUCUGGUGACCUCAGAGCAGCUAAAGAUACUUUUGUCAGAGAAUUUCAGGAAAGCAUAGGCAAUAUGGAGCAGAAAUGUGUUGCAUUAGCAGACAAGAAGCAGGCAAAUAAAUUCAAGCAGGGAUUUUCUCACCAACUUAAUGACAUUUCAGCUGCCGGACAUUUUCUUGCCCCUCAAAUCUCUGAAAGUCGGGUCAAGGUACCUGUGAAAAUAAUAACUCCGACGUGGAUGAAGAAUGGAAUUGAGGUUGACACAGCUCACUACAAGCUUUUAGAAGCUGAAUUAUUCCAGGAGAUAUCAGAGAUUGAAAAAAAGUACAACAUUCAAAGUAAGAUUUUGGGGAAAGGUCAUAAAACCUGCCUUCUAUUUGAACCUAAGGACAAGGAGUUAGAUCUGUCUGUGCAUGCUUAUGCAAAUUUCAUUGAUGCCUAUCAGCAUGUUUCUUGUCAGCUGAUGAGAGAAGUUGUUUCACUGAAAUCUUUGGGCGACGAGAGAAAGGUCUUCUAUGCGAUCAAGUUUGAUGAUAACCUUAGAAAAAGACAUCCAGGUGUAGACUUUGUGGUAAAUCAAGCAUCAGUUACCUUUUUUGGAUUGCCGAAUCACGUAGCAAAGGCUAAACAAUAUGUCUUACAGACAUUAGCUGGAGAGAAAUCGAAUAAGGAUCAUGAAACACCCAUGGACGUUGAUAGUAAUGAUUCAGAAACAUUUUUACCAACAUCCCAGCCCUCUGCCAGUUCUGGGGCAUCAGGAAUGAACAAGGAAGAGGAUAUCUGUAGCAUCUGUUUGGAGUCCAUUAAGAACAAGCUAGUUCUAUCAAAGUGCAAGCACGAAUUCUGCACCCCUUGUAUCAACAGCUACAUGACAUAUAAGCCAGUCUGCCCUUUGUGCCAGACUGUUUAUGGUGUCCUAAAAGGGAAUCAGCCAGAGGGAACGAUGUCUGUCCGUUACACGAGAGAUUCACUUCCAGGUUACGAAACCUGUGGCUCCAUCGUGAUUGAUUAUAAUAUGAGAGGAGGCACACAAACAGAAGAGCACCCACGCCCAGGAAUGAAUUAUUCUGGAACACAUCGAACUGCAUUCUUGCCUGAUAACAAGGAAGGAAAGGAGGUUUUGACACUGCUUCAAAGGGCCUUUGACCAAAAGCUAAUUUUCACAGUGGGGGAUUCUCGAGUUACAGGAGCGACAAAUGUCACUACAUGGAAUGAUAUCCACCACAAAACCUCCAAGAGUGGGGGACCAGCAAACUAUGGCUAUCCUGAUCCUGAUUAUCUGAAACGCGUCAAGAAGGAGCUGAAAGAUAAAGGAAUUGAGUAAGAAGACUGAUAGAAGGAUAUUUGAGCCAAGCGCUCCAAAGAACAGUUGAAAAGGCAGAGUAAAUACCAAUCUAAAUUUCAAUGAAGAAACAACCUUUAAAAAUACUCACCUCAAGGAGAUUCGUGUAAGAGUAAGAAUCUGAUAGUCUGUCAUUUCUGAAUUGUCACUUUUUAUGGAAGAUAAAAGCCCCAAAGAUCUACCAGUAUGUGAUUUUUGCUGCAGAGGUAUUGUGCCUCAUUCUUGUGUCAUUGGUGGGGGGAAUGGAGUACUUUGUGCUCUUCAGUUGAAAUAUUAGCUGCCAGUUGAUCCUUUUUAAAUUACCAUCUCUGGGUGGUCCUUUAGUUUUUGUUGGUUGGUUGGUUAGCCCUUUAAGUACCCCAAAGGUAAAGUCCUAGUGUGAAUGGUGGAGGGGAGAUUCUUUGGUUAAGGAAAAUUAAUACACAUUUCCCUCCCUGAUGGCCAGAAAAAUGGCCAGGAGUAAAGAUUGGGCAACAUUUGCUAAUAAAUAAUAUAAGGCUAUUAUUUUUCAUGCUAUAGAGCUUGCUAUAUACAGUUGGUGCAUAAUAUAUUUUUGCUGCCUGCCUCAGGAUUCUGAUACCCCAGCAGAGGGAUAUAUACGCUCUCCAAAUUUUUAGCAGAGGCAGGAGUAAGAAGCCAUUUCUGAAGUCCUCACCACUGAUUUGGAAAACUGAGUUUCUUAUCUGGUUAUCACAUCUCAGCCUCUCUCUGAAAAUGAUGAACAAGAUGUCUUUCUCUUUUCUUAAAGAUACACACACACACACACACACACACACACACAUUUAUUUGUUGUGGACUUAUUUUGUCCCCUUUAUAAGAUCUUUAUAUCUGUAGGGUUGAUACUAUUAGUAUCCCUAUUUUAUAACAGAAAACUGAUGAAAAGAAAGGCUACCUUGACAAAGGUCACAUAGUUAAUAAGUAGAAGAGCUGGGAUUUGAAGGAGAUAGUUUGUCUGCAAGGCUUCUAUACCCCAGAGCUAUACUGCCUCCCAUAGAGGGACUUCUCCAUGGAGUGACUGAGGAGUUCCUGUUAGUCUGGGCUUCUCUCAAAAAUGCAUCCUACACAUUGCUCACAGCACCUUUCCUCCAUAGAAGUCCUAUUUGAAGAACUUAAAAAUGCAGAAUCUUUUCUUUUAGAGAGUUGAAGAAGCUUAAACUAAAAGAUAGGCCUUUAAAAAUAUUAGAUGAUACAUUGAAUUUUUGAUUAUUCAUUAAAGUCUUAACCAUUGAGAGUAGUUAUUUUGUAUCUAUUAAACUUUUAGCUAAAUUUGCAAAAAACACACACAAAAGUUUGGUUCCUGCUUAGGUCUAGAUCCUUGAUUACAAUGUAGUGUGUGCAUUGGCAUUUUAACAGUGUGAGUUGUUGGUGAGCUUAGAUUGUUGCUUUUGCUCUGUGUGAGGUAUUAUCAGCUGUAUCUGCUUCAAAUAAAGUUACAUAUUAGGAA
Pipistrellus kuhlii (Kuhl's pipistrelle) is the source of this 3624-nucleotide messenger RNA. RefSeq names its product deltex E3 ubiquitin ligase 3L (gene DTX3L). The transcript has 5 exons. The coding region runs from base 15 to 2162 and encodes 715 amino acids. The record is from RefSeq and is a predicted model, not a curated record. Lineage: Eukaryota; Metazoa; Chordata; Mammalia; Chiroptera; Vespertilionidae. Gene Ontology annotation, biological process: protein ubiquitination; Notch signaling pathway.